AUGUGGCUCUACCUGGCUGCCCUGCUGGGGCUUUACUUCCUUCGCCGAUGGUACCAGGAGAGACAGACGGUGGAGAACCUGACGGAGAAAUAUGUCUUCAUCACGGGGUGUGACUCUGGCUUUGGAAACCUACUUGCCAGGCAGCUGGAUGCCCGGGGUCUGCGGGUGCUGGCAGCCUGUCUCACGCAGAUGGGGGCAGAACAGCUGGGCAAGGCCACCUCAGAGCGCUUGAAAACCACCAUUCUGGAUGUGAGCAGCACAGAGAGUGUGGCGGCAGUGACGGAGUGGGUGAAAGGGUGCAUUGGAAGCAAAGGUGACUCUUGACCUUCCUUGUACUGCCUCUGUGCUAUUGGUGGGACAGGGGAUUAGAAUUGCCUCUCUGUAUUCAUUUGUAGGCCACUUCACCCACAUAAUUGUGCCCAAAGUGGCUCAAAACAUGUGAAAUGAAGAAUAGGGAUAACAAUUCAGAAAAGAGUAUUAGUAUAAGUAAACACAAACAAUCUAUGCAUGUGAUUAGCUUAUUUCCAACUUUAUUGAGCUCUGCUAAGGUUGCCUAAGAGGAUGAACACGCCUUCUUUCUUCACACAGGACUCUGGGGCUUGGUGAACAAUGCGGGUAUAGGGAUCCCAACAGGUCCCAACGAAUGGCUGACCAAAGAUGACUUUGCAAAGGUGAUCAAUGUCAACCUUCUUGGGAUGAUUGAUGUGACGCUACACAUGGUGCCCCUGGUGAGGAGAGCCAGAGGGAGGGUGGUCAACGUGUGCAGUUCGAUGGGACGCCUGGCCUGCUUUGGAGGUGGUUACUGCCCAUCCAAGUUUGGUGCGGAAGCCUUCUCUGACAGCCUGAGGUAAACAGAGCAGCUCUGUAGUUUCUUCUUUGCAACAUGCAACCUCCAAAUGGGUCGUUCCAUAUCAAGUGAAUUAAUGCAUUGAAAGAAUUCUUCUUAGUACUUCAUCUCAUGAACAUUACAACAAAAUAUAUAUCAAAGAAAAGUAUGAAAAAUAUACAUUUUUGUAUUUGCAAGCCUGAGAUAGGAUGUGUGGCUCUCAGGCCACUUUUGCUGUCCAUGCUCUAGAUGGUUUUGUCUAGCUCUUAGGCCAACCUGCCUGGCUAUGUUGCUGGUGUCACUUAGGAGAAUAGCAAAGGCCUUUGAGAAUAGAAUACCUCAGUGUGAUGUGUAGAAAAGUUGAUUAUGGUGUUUAAAAAUGUGCGUAUUUCAGCUAUUUAUAUACCACUUAAUUAUCAAAGUGUCAACUUUAGAGAACCAGCCGGAGUUUGAAGCAACAGCAUUCUGAUGGCUGCUUCUUAAUAAAACUGAUGUUGUGUUCUAUAGAACCCAUUGCAGGGCCAGGCUCAUGCAAGAGGGCACAAGAUAGGGAGUUGUAUUUCCCUUUUCUCUCUCUCUCUCUUUCUUCUUUUCAAAAAGAAAGAUGUUCCUUUCCAUGCAUGACCUGCAAUAUUACUGUGGCUCAGUAACAAAUUCUUUACUUUUCUUCUCCAAUUCAGGAGAGAACUCCAUCCUUUUGGAGUCCAAGUCAGCAUAAUUGAACCUGGUGCUUUCAAAACACCUAUUGCCUCAAAUGCACUAGAAAUUUUUCAGACUGUAUGGAGCCGGGUACCUUCUGACAUCAGACACUGUUAUGGGCAGCAGUACUUUGAGCAAUGUGAGUAGAUAUGGGGGAGAAAAUCAGUUCGAUUUGCAUUUUAAUGCAGACUACAGAUUGUCAAGAAAGCAAAAUAUUUGGAUAUAGAUCUAACUAUGAAGAAUAUUAAUCUGUUUAAAAAUAACUAUGAAAAAGUUUGGAAAGGAAUAAGAAAAGAUUUUGAAACCUAGAGCAGACUAAAGUUAUCACUAUGGGGAAGAAUCUCCAUAAUAAAGAUGAAUGGUUUUCCAAAAAUGUUAUAUUUGUUCCAAACGAUAGCAAUUAUAAACAAAGAAAAUUGCUUUGAAGAAUGGAGGAAAAAUAUAAUGAGAUUCGUAUGGCAAGGGAAAAAACCGCGGAUAAAAUAUAAAUUAUUGACGGAAAGAAAAGGGAGGAUUGGCAUUGCCAAAUUUAAAAUUAUAUUAUGAAGCAGAAUGUUAAAUAUGGGUAAGAGAUUGGAUUAGAUUAGAAAAAAAUUAUAUAUUAGACCUUGAAAGCUUCAAGAAUAGAUAUGGACGGCAUGUGUAUCUCAAUUAUGAGAAAGUAAAAUCAUAUACUUAGAAGUGCACUAUAUAAGGUUUGGAACAAAUAUAGACUACAGUUGGAACCAAAGACACCUUGGUGGAUAUUGCUGCUGGAGGCAUAUGCUGUAAAAAAACUGAAUAUGAGAACAAAUUGGCCAACAUAUAGACAACUAUUGGAAGAGGAACAAGGGAAAUUCAGAUUAAAACCCUUUGAAGAGAUACGGCAAUAUGAAAUUGAGAGAUGGCAUUAUAUACAACAAGAAGUAUAUUUAAUUCUGAUCCAAAGAAAGGCUUUGCAAAAGAGGAUUCAAAAUUUAAUACUACAAUAAUUCAGAACAAUAAGAAAUUGUUAUCUAAAACAUAUAAUCUUUUAUUGGACUGGGAAUUGAUGGAUGAAGAAGUGAAAGAAACGAUGAUUAAAUGGGCCCAGGAUGUUGGACAUACUACUUAUCUACAGCAGUGAGAGACACUCUGGUGAGAAGAUAUACGAUUUACCGCCUCAUACACAAUCAAAGAAAAUUUUGUUAAGAUGUUCUACAGGUGGUAUUUAACACCAGCUAAGUUAGCAAAUAUAUAUAAAUUGAAAUCCAACAUUUGUUGGAGUUGUGGGAAAGAAAUAGGAACAACAAUACAUAUAUGGUGGAGGUGAAAGGAAAUUAAGAAAUUCUGGACAGUAAUACAUGAAGAAUUAAAGAAGAUGUUGAAAAUAUCAAUAAAAAAACAACAACCAGAGAUGUAUCUCCUGGAAUUGAUAGGGGAAGAGAUACCAUGGGGGGGGGGGGAGAGAAUCUUCUUAUGUGCAAGUACAGCUAGAGUAGUGAUUGCUGCUAAAUAGAAGUCACAAACUCUACCCUUAAGGGAGGAAUGGAUUUGAAAACUAAAUGAAUACUUAUCUUUGGCAAAACUAACAGCUAUUAUAAGAAAUCAAUCAAAUCAAAAAUUUAAAAAGGAGUGGAAAUGUUUUGAUGAAUAUAUGGGAAAAUAUUGCUCAAAAAAAGAUAUGCUAAUAUUCCUUGAUUAAAAUGUAAAGUAUCUGAGGGGAGGUAAAUUAGUAAAGAAGGAUAAUAAGAAUACAUAGAAGAUUUGAGCAGAUUGUAGAACGCAAAGAUAAAUGUAAUCUCAGAAUGUAGAGGAAAUCGAGUUGGGGCGGAGAGAAGCAGGGGGAGGGACAAGAGAAUAUUAUGCUUGAUUUAUGAUUUAAAUGAUAAAUAUAUGUGGGGAUGGGGAAGAUGUGGUGAUGGAUUUGGUAUAUUUGCAUUGUGAUGUAAUAUAGAAAAAACCCAAUAAAAAAGAAGAAGAAGAAAGAAACAUAAGAAACCUGACAAACAGCUUUCCCUCAGAAUUUGCACUUGCUAAAAUUUCACAAUGCAGUCUGGAAGCACCUGAAGGUUCUUUUCUUUGGCAUCCAAAAUAGUUCCAGAUGUUCCUCCUUUGAUUUAGCUAUCUUAGGGAGAAAUGCCCAGACAGCAAUCUUUCCCCAGAAGAUUAAAUUUGCCUCCUGUGUUGCUGCAGAUCCAACUGUUCAUUUGUUUGUUUCUCUCACACAGGUUGCAAAUCGUUCCAAGAACUCAUUGAUGGUUGCAGCGACAAGUUUCACCUGGUCACUGACUGUAUGGAACAUGCCCUGACAUCCUGCUCCCCUCGCACUCGCUACUCUCCAGGCUGGGAUGCAAAGUUCUUCUACCUUCCUGUCUCUUACUUGCCAACCACCAUUGCAGACUAUGUGUUGACCCACUCUGGGCCCAAACCAGCACAAGCUGUGUAG
Molecule: messenger RNA, 3932 nt
Organism: Podarcis lilfordi (Lilford's wall lizard)
Lineage: Eukaryota; Metazoa; Chordata; Lepidosauria; Squamata; Lacertidae
Source: the annotation of a GenBank genome assembly